AAUGCGUCGCUAGGAUUUUAAAAUGUAUCGCCGGAGACGCGUUUUUACUCUUCUUACGCGUUUGUUCGUGUAUCCACACGCAUUUACCUUACACUUUCCUGACAAGCCCUUCCUAAUACCUACUUCCUUUCUACGAUGUACUUUUUUUAAGAGUUUGUCAAAGAAGCAUUUUGCCUUUUAUCCUCUUUCUUCCAAUACUAUUCCGUCGUUCCAACAAAUUGAAUGCAAACUACCAUGAUACCGAAGUACACGGAAGGAUUUUUUUCUCAUAUAUCUUUGUAUGCACUAUGUAUUUUAUUCAUGAUGAGCGAUGAUGGUCCGUCCUAUAUUUUGUAAGCAGCAUUACUUUGAGAACGUAAUAAAGCAUCAAAUCAAGCGUGUUUGUCACAAUGUUCCGAGUAUAGAUGCACUAAAUUCACAUGAUAUCAUCCGGUACAGAAGCUUUAGCAAACGUACAAACCUGCUGUAAAAAUUGAGUGACUGGCAUCGCAGAAUAGCAGCAGCAAUACCGGGAACCGGGCCUCGUGUAAGCAAG
This is a messenger RNA of Zychaea mexicana, 535 nucleotides long. RefSeq lists its product as uncharacterized. The record is from RefSeq and is a predicted model, not a curated record. The transcript is spliced from 4 exons. NCBI's taxonomy places the organism in Eukaryota, Fungi, Mucoromycota, Mucoromycetes, Mucorales, Lichtheimiaceae. Bases 23 to 238 code for a protein of 71 amino acids.